This is a messenger RNA of Striga asiatica, 435 nucleotides long. The record is from the annotation of a GenBank genome assembly. Lineage: Eukaryota; Viridiplantae; Streptophyta; Magnoliopsida; Lamiales; Orobanchaceae.
AUGUCGUUCGGUGAAUCGGGCUCCAGUUUGCCCCCUGCGCCCCGUGAGGUGGCGGCUCUCUUGGCGCUUCUCCCCCAGUUUGAUUGUCUUGAUACAUUUCUAAAUCUUUUCCAUGCAACAUGUAGUGACCGUAGCAGUGGAAGUGGUGCUGAUUUUGUAGCUGGUUUCCUUUUCGGAGGUGCAGUAUUUGGAACACUUGCAACCAUGUUUGCUCCACAGAUUCGAAGAUACUUGCUUAAUGAAGAUGAAUAUGGCUUCAUAAGGCCGAGAGGACCAAUUUACUAUGAUGAAGGUUUCGAGAUAAGGCACACACUUAAUGAAAAAAUCAGCCAACUCAACUCGGCCAUUGAGAAAAUAUCAUCCCGUUUGAGAGGUGGCAAUAAUUUUCCCCAGGUGCCGAUUCCUACUGAUGCUGAAGAAGCUGCUCCAUAUUAA